AAACUAUGAGUUAGUUACUAUUUGAGAAUAUAAAAGAAAUAUUUAACAGCUUCGGUUUCAAGUAAGCUGUGUACUAUUUUCAACAAAAAUUUCUGAGUUAAGGGCGAACACGAACGAUAGAAAACACACACGCGCAAAAAAAAAAAUGAGGGAUCUUAACAACAACGUCGUCAAAACCAUAGCUCGAUGGUGUCUUGUUCUACAAGCAAUCAUGAUCUCUUCUAACGCGGUGGCUCUCGAGGAACCCGGCUAUGUAUACAUGAACGUAACAAUCCGUAACGCAAUGACAGGAUUAAUCCGCCCCGAGAUAGUCUAUCGUUGCCAGUCUAAACGCAAAGACUAUGGCUGGCAUCGAGCUUCAAAGCCAGGAGCUCAAUUUUCAUUCCCAAUCAUCCUCAUAGAUGGCGAAAGCAAAAUACCGGCGAUCCACAUCUGCGAGAUCCGGUCUGCCUUAGGAAAAGCCACACUCGUGAUCGAAAACACCUAUCUUGAUGCUAAGAUGUGCCCUCAUUCGUCAUGUGCUCACGAGGCAACCCCGAAAGGGAUCGUGUUUAGAGGCCUAGAAUUGGAUUUCAAAGAAUUGUUCCCAAAGCCCAAACCAGUUGAGUAUCUAGAAUUGCCCUGGACAUCUUGGCCAAACAGAACGUGA
Capsella rubella is the source of this 649-nucleotide messenger RNA. RefSeq lists its product as uncharacterized. The record is from RefSeq and is a predicted model, not a curated record. The transcript has a single exon. The coding region runs from base 146 to 649 and encodes 167 amino acids. Lineage: Eukaryota; Viridiplantae; Streptophyta; Magnoliopsida; Brassicales; Brassicaceae.